GUUGGAAAGAACAAAAAAGAAGGCAAUAAAUACUAAAGGGGAGGGGGGAAGAGAGAGAGGGAGCCACACGGAGCGGCAACUCCCAGCCCGGGCUGCAAGAGAGGGAGGAGGGAGCCGGAGAGAGCGGGCGCGCGCGAGGGCGAGCUGUGCACGGGAAGAAACUGACACCCGGACCCCCCACUUCUCCUGCACGGUGCUGGCAAUCAGAUCGCGUUUAAGCAAUUUCCUGAGCCCAAGAAUAGCAAUGAGUCGGGAGACUUUCGCGGACUGAAAUUGGGAGCUGCAAUCACUCCCCAGGUUUUGUGUGUGGUGUUUUUGUGUGUGGUUUUUUUUUCCCCCUUUCUUUUUCUGGAGAAAGUUGGAGGGGGGCGCUACAAUUGGGAAACAGCUUUUUUGUUUGUUUGUUUUUUUAAUCUUGCACUUUGAAACCGCGGACUGUAGCAGUGUGCGCGCUUGUGGUUGGUGCUUUUUUUUUUUUUUUUUCUUUUCGUCCCUGGCCUUGCCUAAACUCUUCUGGUCUGUAAACAUUACCUGUGAAUUUCCCAGCCGAAACGGCUGUUGGGGCAAGAAACUUCUUGUUAAAACUUCCCACCCCGGUACUCCCCACCGCCCCUCUCACCGUCCCAAUCUUCGGAGACGCUUUUUACCUCUCCGCCAAAGCAGAGUUUAUCUUUUUUUCUUUUUCUUUUUUUUUUUCUUUUUAUUCCCAUUUUUCCUCGCCCAGUCCUUUACAUCUGAAAAGAGAUCAGUUUAAGAGUGACCAGGUGGGACGCCUCUUUUUCCUUAUUUAGUUUAUUAUUGUUUAGGGGAGUUUUCUUUCUUUUUUAAAUUCCUGUUUUGCUUAGUCCGGGGAGUUUUGUCCACCGCCUCCUACCACCUCCCCCUGUGCCCGGCUCCGCCGCGCGGAGGAUGGUGUGGAAAUGGCUGGGCGCGCUGGUAGUGUUCCCUCUACAAAUGAUCUAUUUGGUAACCAAAGCAGCCGUGGGACUGGUGUUGCCCCCCAAGCUUCGGGACUUGUCGCGGGAGUCAGUCCUCAUCACCGGCGGUGGGAGAGGCAUCGGACGCCACCUCGCUCGGGAGUUCGCAGAGCGUGGCGCCAGAAAGAUUGUUCUCUGGGGGCGGACUGAGAAAUGCCUCAAGGAGACGACAGAGGAGAUUCGGCAGAUGGGCACAGAGUGCCACUACUUCAUCUGUGACGUGGGCAACCGGGAAGAGGUGUACCAGAUGGCCAAAGCUGUCCGAGAGAAGGUGGGUGACAUCACCAUCCUGGUGAACAAUGCCGCUGUGGUCCAUGGGAAAAGCUUGAUGGACAGUGAUGAUGAUGCCCUCCUCAAGUCCCAGCACGUCAACACCCUGGGCCAAUUCUGGACCACCAAGGCCUUUUUGCCACGUAUGCUGGAACUCCAGAACGGCCAUAUUGUGUGCCUCAAUUCCGUGCUGGCACUGUCAGCCAUCCCUGGCGCCAUCGACUACUGCACAUCGAAAGCGUCAGCCUUCGCCUUCAUGGAGAGCCUGACCUUGGGGCUGUUGGACUGUCCUGGUGUCAGCGCCACCACCGUUCUGCCCUUUCACACCAGCACCGAGAUGUUCCAGGGCAUGAGAGUCAGGUUUCCCAACCUCUUCCCGCCACUGAAGCCAGAGACAGUAGCCCGGAGGACGGUAGAAGCCAUGCAACAGAACCAGGCCCUUCUCUUGCUCCCGUGGACCAUGAAUAUCCUCAUUAUCUUGAAAAGCAUACUCCCGCAAGCUGCACUGGAGGAGAUCCACAGGUUCUCGGGGACUUACACCUGUAUGAACACCUUUAAAGGGAGGACAUAGAGGCAGGAGGAAGACACACCUGAGGAGCUAUGGAGCCUGACGGGGAGCCACAGCAGCCGGGCACACACACACACACACACACAUCCCUGUGCCUGUGCACUAGCACAUCUGCUGGGUGAGCAGGACUGUUCUUAUCCCCAGGGAAGAUUUUGCAGCUCCCCAGGUCAACUCCAGGACCUUUGUGCAGGACUGAUGGGUUUAACUCUGACCCCCCCCAUGGGGAGGCAAGAAGCCGGCAGCCACCCAACAACUUUGUACAUUUCUCAUUCUGUAGGGUUUGUCGUGAAAUUGCUUCUCCAGUCUAACCCACCUGAGCAAUGUGCAUCUACUAUUUCCAGGAGAGUCUGCUCUCAGACGCUCUGCCUUUUCCCUCCAAAACCCUCUCACUCCCAGCUCCUGCAAACUGGUUACACAGCAGAAACGCAAAAUAAAGAGGUGGCUUUCGCA
Molecule: messenger RNA, 2265 nt
Organism: Mus pahari (shrew mouse)
Lineage: Eukaryota; Metazoa; Chordata; Mammalia; Rodentia; Muridae
Gene: Dhrs3
Product: dehydrogenase/reductase 3
Exons: 6
Coding region: 910-1818 (302 amino acids)
Cellular component (GO): lipid droplet
Molecular function (GO): oxidoreductase activity, acting on the CH-OH group of donors, NAD or NADP as acceptor
Source: RefSeq, a predicted model, not a curated record